AUGUUUCCAUCGAUGAAAUAUUCCAUGUGGACGGACGAUUUACUUAAUCGAAUGAUUAAUGGACAAGAUCCUGAUACAGGUUAUCAAUUAUCCGAUGAAAAUGUAACUUCGAAGCCGUUUGGUAACGGACAGCAUGGACGUAUUAGUCGGCCGUUUGCUUGGCAAGACAGUCGUCUGACAAUUGCGCUGAUUCUCAAACAUUUUCAUAUUGAACUUGGCGAUCUCGAGAAUAAGCCAUUGGAAAAGGCAACUGAACAACCAGCGAAAAAGGUCGCCAACGACAUGUUACAGCUAAUGGCCAUUCUUUUUAGUAACAAUUUUGGUUCCUGUGAAUCAUUAACAAAUACCUUAGUUUUCGCAGCACCACUUCAUGAAUUCAAUAGAAGAAAACAAUUACGGAAGAGAGAACAAUUUCUCGUUAAAACAAGAAAAGAGAAAAGAAAUAUGUCGAUGAAAUCAAAUUCAGCAUUUCAGCGUCUUCAAGCUGAAUAUCGUCGUCUACUCAAAGAUCCAAUUUCCUAUUUGACAGCACAACCAUUAUCAUCUAACUUACUAGAAUGGCGCUACGUUAUUCGAGGACCGAAAGAUACACCUUACGAAGAUGGAAUUUAUCAAGGAAAGAUUGUUUUUCCUCUGGAUUAUCCGUUCAAACCACCGAACAUCUAUAUGUUGACACCGAAUGGGCGAUUCAAAACCGAUACAAGUUUGUGUUUAACAAUUACUGCAUAUCAUCCUGAUUCAUGGAAUCCUGCGUGGUCAAUUUCAUCAAUAUUGAAUGGUUUUCUAAGUUUCAUGUGUGACACAAGUUCAACGCAUGGAACAUUUAAUAUUCAAGAUCCCGUGUUUUGUGAACUGUUUCCUGAAAUUACCGAAGAAAUAAAACAAACUUUGAAUGAACGAGCUCGAAAAACAUCAUCAACAGAUUCUUCAUUAGAUCAUUCAGGUCAUCACCAAACAAGCAAUACCUCGACAACAAAUAUGCAUUUUAUUCUCAAAUCUACUGAUACGCUGCAAUAUGAUUCAUUGAAAAACUUCGAUGUUUUGAAAACACUCGGCCGUGGACAUUUUUCUGUAGUUUAUUCAGCUCGAAAUCGUUUCAAUGGUGAAUUUGUAGCUUUGAAAAAAGUUGAAUUAAGUCGAAUGGCUGAUGCCAAAGCAAUAGAUGAUUGUAAACGUGAAAUUGCUCUUCUGCAACAACUGAAUCAUCCCAAUGUGAUCAAAUAUAUUUCCCAUUUUGUUGACGAAAACGAUCUGUACAUUGUUUUGGAAUUAGCAAGCGCUGGUGAUUUAGCUAAAAUGAUCAAACAUUUCAAUCGAACGAAUAAAUUAAUGCCAGAAAAGACAAUUUGGAAGUUUUUUAGUCAAAUUUGUAGUGGACUUGAACAUAUGCAUUCGAAAAGAAUUAUGCAUCGAGAUAUCAAACCGGCAAAUAUUUUUGUCAGUGCCGAAGGCAUUGUUCGACUUGGCGAUCUAGGCUUAGGUCGAUUUUUUGGUUCAAAAACAACAUCAGCACACUCAAUGGUUGGAACACCAUAUUACAUGUCUCCAGAGCGCAUUCAUGAACAUGAUCUCGGUUAUGAUUUUCGAUCUGAUAUUUGGUCUCUUGGUUGUAUUUUAUAUGAAAUGGCUGCUCUUCGCUCUCCGUUUUAUGGUGAAAAUUUGAAUCUCAUUUUAUUGCGACAAAAAAUCGAAGCACUCGAUUAUACACCAUUACCGACAAAUUUCUACUCAUCUGAACUUCGUCUUCUCGUCUCCAAAUGUCUUGUCUUAGAGCCCGAACAACGACCGGAUAUAACAGAAGUCAAUCGCAUUGCUCAAAUGAUGUACACACGAUUCACAGCUUCAAGUAACAACACUCCUACUCCAACGCCACCAUCACAUAACGAUUCAGCGUUUGGAAACGUUACACCGGUUAAUAACCAAUAA
Adineta ricciae is the source of this 1926-nucleotide messenger RNA. The record is from the annotation of a GenBank genome assembly. NCBI's taxonomy places the organism in Eukaryota, Metazoa, Rotifera, Eurotatoria, Adinetida, Adinetidae.